GUGAUUGGCUGCAACUCCGCGACCCCGCGCGCCACGCAGGGACCGAGUGCACUUAUAUUGAGUGCGCCACCGCGCACGGACCGACAGUGCGCUACUACGCCGUUACCCAGAGGACACCGCGGCAGCAGCUCUUUGCCCUCAGAGUCAUGGUUGCUCACACACGCACAGGCUGCGUGUGGCUGUUGGUGCUCGGCGCGUGCGUGUCGCUGGUGAGAGGAGCAGAGUGCGGGAAGGAGUGCGCGCUGUGCGUGUUCCGCGUGCUGGGACAGGAAUCCACUUUCUCCUCUUUGACAUGUUCUCUUGAGUGUGAUGGUGAGUUAGACAGCCAGAAGGUCCGCCUCUGCAGGGACAUCCUACUGGAGGAAGAAAGCUACCUUCCUCUUGAGGUUCAGCAGCAGGAAUCAGUGGGUGACAUGGCAGCUGAUGACGAUGGAGCAACGUUACCUGAACACCAGUUGGAUAAGAAGUAUGGCGGCUUCAUGAAACGUUAUGGUGGCUUCAUGGCUCGCCGCUCUUCCUCCCCACAGGUGGCGCUGCAGAAUCCUGAGAAUCCGAAUGAAGAAGAAAAUGUGCGUGUGGAAAUCUUGAAGAUGUUGAAUGCGGCAGCUGAUCAGGAUGGUGAAGGCGGAGGCCCGGAGGGAGAGGCAGUGAAGCGCUAUGGAGGCUUCAUGCGGAGAGCUGGAGGUGAGCUGCUGGAGGCUGUCCUAGGCCGUGGCCUCAAGAAGCGCUAUGGUGGUUUCAUGAGGCGUGUGGGCAGGCCUGAGUGGCUGGUGGACAACAGCAAGAGCGUCAAUGGAGGGGUGUUUAAACGCGCUUGGGAGAGCGGCAGUGAGCUACAGAAGCGGUAUGGCGGCUUCAUGGACUAAGACACAGCAGUUCAAACAGCCCCUUCAGCCAAUAACAAACCGUGUGGACUUGUUGGUGUUCCAAUCAUCUCCCAUCUUCUUUGCUGAUUACUUUUGGUCAUCCGACUGUGACAUUGGUUCUGAUGUAACGAUGUAAAUGUUUGUUGGUGAGAUGUUCAGAAAUGUUUUUUCUGAAACUUUUUGUAUGUUUCGUCUGUUAAAACAUUGGCAUUAUUUAUUAAAAGAAUCUGAUUGAG
This is a messenger RNA of Thalassophryne amazonica, 1102 nucleotides long. Its product is annotated as proenkephalin-A-like. Gene Ontology annotation, molecular function: opioid receptor binding. Gene Ontology annotation, biological process: neuropeptide signaling pathway; chemical synaptic transmission; sensory perception. Gene Ontology annotation, cellular component: axon terminus; dendrite; neuronal cell body. The transcript has 3 exons. Lineage: Eukaryota; Metazoa; Chordata; Actinopteri; Batrachoidiformes; Batrachoididae. The record is from RefSeq and is a predicted model, not a curated record. The coding region runs from base 147 to 866 and encodes 239 amino acids.